CUUCUUCUUCCCAAAUCUCCUUUUUUUCCAGCGCCGAAAAUUUUUCUCUCCAAACCCUAGCUUCGUUCUUCGACUUUUCCUCCUCGAAUUUCACCAAAUUUUUCCAAAAUUCAUCAUUGAAUGAUUGAAUAAUAUUAUUAGUACAGUCUGCUGUACUGCCAUUGUCCUUUGCUCGCUCACAGUAGCGAAACAUUAACUUUGUUAACCUUAAAUUGAAAUCGUCUUGUUAUUUCUUCCAAGCUUGAUUCACAUACAGUUCAAACUCGCCGGGAUGAAAGGUUUUAGAAGGUUGAUAUCGCAAGCUGCGCUGUGUUGUAGCAAGAAUUGGAUUCUCAAAUCAUACGCAGCAAGAAAUGGAGGUCUUCGAGCUUAUCGUAGCAUUCUCUAUUCAUCGAAAGUGCUUUCUUCAUUUUCUGGUUUUACUUCGUUGAAAUCAACACCUCUUCGUUCUUCGCCAUACAGGACUCCAUUGUCGAUUAUUGGAGGGCAAAGAAGAACCAUGUUCAUACAAACACAAUCAACACCCAAUCCAUUGUCACUUAUGUUCUAUCCGGGAAAGCCAGUUAUGGAGACUGGAAGUGCAGAUUUUCCAAAUGCUCGUUCUGCAAUGAAUUCACCACUCGCUAAGGCUCUGUUUGGAAUUGAUGGGAUAACACGCGUAUUUUUUGGAUCUGAUUUUGUAACUGUGACAAAAUCCGACGAUGCGACCUGGGACUUGCUCAAACCAGAAGUUUUUGCAGCAAUAAUGGAUUUCUAUGCAUCAGGGGACCCGCUUUUUCUGGAUUCAAAAACUGCAGCGUCCAUGGACACAGCUAUCAAGGAAGACGAUUCAGAGACAGUUGCAAUGAUCAAGGAACUCUUGGAGACUCGUAUUCGCCCUGCGGUACAGGAUGAUGGUGGGGAUAUUGAGUACAGAGGGUUUGAUGAGGAUACUGGAAUAGUUAAAUUGAGGAUGCAAGGAGCAUGUAGUGGAUGCCCUAGCUCCUCUGUCACCCUCAAAUCUGGCAUUGAAAACAUGCUGAUGCACUAUGUGCCCGAGGUUAAAGGGGUGGAACAGGAAUUCUAUGAAGAUGAUUCCCCGGUCUUAACUGGAGCACCCCACGAGUAAAUUACCUCUUAUGACAAACUCUUACGUGGUCAUAUGGUCCAUAUUCAAUUUAUGGAUCUCAGUGCAUUGAUAUCAUAAAAGAAUUAGGCCGUUUACAAAAAGGAAAAAAUUCUAUUGCUAGUUCAUAAAAAAUGUGAGAAGGCCUAUAUUUUACAUGUAGACUUUAACACCAUAGAAGAAAAACUCAUUUGUCAUACAUUUUGUUUUGGUUUUCACGUGUAGUGAAAAGUAAUACUCCGUAGUACCUUGAAUUAUUAUCAUCAAUCACAUUGAAUUGCUUGCAGGGUAUAUCUGAUUUGUGAUGAGAAUAACAUGUAUAUCAAAAAUAAAUCUUUCUUCCUAGU
Molecule: messenger RNA, 1452 nt
Organism: Cuscuta campestris
Lineage: Eukaryota; Viridiplantae; Streptophyta; Magnoliopsida; Solanales; Convolvulaceae
Source: the annotation of a GenBank genome assembly